This is a messenger RNA of Linum trigynum, 372 nucleotides long. Lineage: Eukaryota; Viridiplantae; Streptophyta; Magnoliopsida; Malpighiales; Linaceae. The record is from the annotation of a GenBank genome assembly.
AUGGCUUCUUCGUACUCGCCUUGGCCACUAGUCUUUCCGAGAGUCUCUUCUCUUCGACACCGCUUCCAUUCUCCCCGGCGACAUUGGGAAUACGGGGAAGCAGCCUCUCCUCCUAUCAGGUCCUACAACAAUAUGACUUCCAGGUGCGGAUCCUGCCCAAAGGAGUCACAGAAUAAGAAAUCGACUGGGAAGUUUGAGUUGUACCUGCCAGAGACCUGCAAGUUCUCGAUCAAUUCUUACCAGCUUGAGUAUGGGGUGACGGUCAGCGGCGUUGAUAAGCAGAUGGAGAAUGGCAAUCUGGAAGGCUUGAUGGUGGCUCAACUUCGUCGAGAUUGCCUCCAUAAGCUCCCCCCUCGACGGGCUUUACGAUAG